CCCUCCUCCCCUCCCCUCCCCUCCCCUCUCUCCUUCCUUUUUACCCUUCCCAGAAAUAUCACUCGAAGACUGAAAACAGCCCCACGCCCCCUUCUUAAUUUCAUUUGAUCGCCUCACCAAUUAUUAUUCCACACAUCCUUCCUUCAUACACUUUUUAUUAUUAUAAAUAAAUUUUAACUCUCAAACACAUUGAUCACCUCCCCUCCCCUCCGCUCCCCCCCCUCCCCUCACUAAUUUUUAAUUUGUUUUGUUUCCCGGCCCCCUCUUCCAACUUCCAAUAAUGGAAAAGGCUUCUUCCAAGGAGCUGAUGAGCCUUGAGGAGUGGGAGUUCCUGGACUUUGGCCAUGAUGGUAGGGACUUGUCCCAGAAGAUCUUCUUUGAUCCCAAGGGGAUCAUCAACAUGGAUUACUUCAUCUGCCCAUCUCACCCCACUCCUCCAAUCCCCCCUCACCCGGCCCAUGUGGAGACCCACCAAGAUGAUGGAGAUGGUGAUGCUGAUGGUGAUGCUGGUGGCGGUGGCGGCGGCGAUGGACCUCCUGGCAAGGAGUUCAUCAAGGAUAUUCCGGUGGUGGUCUUACCGGACCAAGAUCCGGUCUCCCAGGUCGUCUUCUUCUUCAAGAAGACCAGGGACGCCGAAUUCGUCGACAUGAAGAUGGGCUCCCCCAUGGCCGGCGCCAAGCUGAUCGUGCCUCACGUCGAGCCUGAUCCGAUCUUGUUUGAUGAGGAGGAAGGGCCUUACAGUUCUACGGAGGUCGCCGAGGAUAAGGCGUCGAAGAAGAAUUCGGCGGAACUAAUUAAAGAAGAAGAGGAGGAGGAUGGCGACAACAACAUGUGUUCCGAAGACAAAAAAGGGAACCAGUUGCUGGAGGGAAUCGGAUUCACUGUGUGGAGGUGGAGAGUGAAUGGGAUCGGAGCACUCUGCUCGAUUGGAGUGGCUGCUGCUGCAACCAUCUGUGUCUUUAUAUUGGGCGGCAAGCACAAGCACCAGCACAAGCACCAGCAGAUGCAGCAGCACCAGCACCAGCACCAGCAACAGAAGAUCCAGUUUCAGAUCUACACUGAAGACAAGAGGAUUAAACAGGCGGUGCAGCAGGCCACGAGGCUGAACCAGGCAAUCUCAGCAAUGAGAGGAGCUCCCAUCACAAGGGCUCACAUCUCAUUUGGUGGCUACUAUGACGGGCUUUAAUCCAAAUCGGCCUUCGUGGAAGGAUCUCACUCAACUUAUGCCAUCUUGUAAUUACCAUAUAAUUUUAUUUUUAUUUUGUCCAUAGAGGGUUAUGGCGGUGUUCUCCCAUAGAUUUGUAGGGAGAGGGAAUAAAUAGUAAAUGGCAUAUAUGGUUCGGUACUCGGGUGUGUAUAGAAAUGGAGGGAAAUAAAUUAUUGACUAGUUACCGCGAUCGGUUAGAUCUGAUGUGUACAAGUAACUUCGUUGGUGAAAGAUGCAUGGAGACCCCCCUCAACUAUUUGCUAUUAUAAAAUGAAGCCUGAACUUUUUUUUUUCCUA
Messenger RNA from Ananas comosus (pineapple), 1504 nucleotides. RefSeq lists its product as uncharacterized. Bases 281 to 1186 code for a protein of 301 amino acids. The record is from RefSeq and is a predicted model, not a curated record. Lineage: Eukaryota; Viridiplantae; Streptophyta; Magnoliopsida; Poales; Bromeliaceae. The transcript is spliced from 2 exons.